Cheilinus undulatus (humphead wrasse) is the source of this 1842-nucleotide messenger RNA. It is a transcript of the gene dffb, whose product is annotated as DNA fragmentation factor, beta polypeptide (caspase-activated DNase). Gene Ontology annotation, biological process: apoptotic DNA fragmentation; apoptotic process. Gene Ontology annotation, molecular function: DNA endonuclease activity. Gene Ontology annotation, cellular component: nucleus; cytoplasm. The record is from RefSeq and is a predicted model, not a curated record. Lineage: Eukaryota; Metazoa; Chordata; Actinopteri; Labriformes; Labridae. The transcript is spliced from 7 exons. Bases 37 to 1077 code for a protein of 346 amino acids.
CGGAAGCGGUAGGUACAAACGGCGAGAACCACUGAGAUGUUUGGACUUUUUGGGAAAAAUAAACCGUUUAAAAUACGGACUUACCAUGAAAACAAAAAAUACGGAGUUGCAGCAAAAAACUUGAAGGAUUUGCUUAAGAAAGGCUGCAAGUUAUUACAGCUGCCACUUUCAAGUGCACAUGUCUGUUUGUAUGUUGAUGGGACAAAAGUGACAGAGGAUUUCUUCCCAACUCUGCCAGACAAUACUGAACUUGUUCUUCUCACUAAAGAUCAGACAUGGAGUGGAGUCGUGUGUGACAUUGGUUGGUUAUUAAACACAAACCAGCAUGCUGAUGGUCUCAUUGAAGCUGCAAGAGGACUUCUGUCUGAUGAGAAGUCACCAAAAAGGCGAAAAAUCUUGACUGACCUGCUGCAUAACUUGGAGGACAGAUCUGAGCUGGAGGACAGAGAGGAAGAUGAAGACUGGUUCAGAGGCAUUGAUACUCGAUUCAAGACGAAGUCUGCCUACAUGAAAUUCAACUGCCAAAGUAGGAUACGAGGCUACAUGAAAGAGGUAGAUGAUGCUGCAAAAACCAUCCAGAAGGCAAAAGUUAGGGCUGAGUUUGAGGAAGCAUCCAACUGCCUGGUGGAAAUGUUACAGACUGCAAAAUACAACGGAUGCUACUUUGACAGGACUGCAAAGGAGCCACAUCGCCUCUGCACUCAGGAAGGAUGGUUCACCUGCCAGGGAACAUUUGACCAGGAAGUCUGCCUGUCUCUCCAUUCAAUCAACCCUUAUGGGAGCAGGGAGAGCAGGAUCAUCUUUAGCACCUGGAAUCUAGACCACAGGAUUGAAAAGAAGAGAUCGAUCAUUCCUGCUCUGCUUGAAGCGCUACAGAAUCACAAGAGCACGGAUGUCAACCUGAACUACUUCUACCGGCUGCUGUUCACAAGGGAGAACCUAAAACUGGUUCACAUUGUUUGUCACAAAAAAGGAGCUCACUAUCUGCAGUGUGACACCAAGAAGAUUUUUAAAACAGCCAGCAACACAGACAAGGGAAAACAGAAAGCCAAAGGGAAGAGGAGGCGCUCGCGAUGAGUGUCCACAUAAAAUUAAGUUUUAAACUCUGACAACAUUAUGGAUUAUGGCAAUAAACUGUGAAAUACCUCAGGUUCUCUUUUAAAAGGCAUUAUAAACAAGGCAUCACAUUUUUCACCUAAGUAUAAUGUAUUUUUCCUUUUUAUAUCCUGCUUGUAAUCAGUAAACAUCUGACAGAAAUAUGUUUGUAAGUAAUAAAUUAUUACAGUGAAAUGGGUUGAAAUCAUGGAAAACAUUUAUUUGUUCUUAUGUUGGCACAAUAAUGUAAACUGCAUGAACUGAUUAUACAAUGACUGCUUCAUGUAUGAGGCACAAAGUUGCAUAGACAAAUAUGAAAGCAUUCUGCAUAAAUAAGGCUGUAAAAAUAUAUAAAACAUUUGACUGGAUUGUCAGAACAAUCAGUUAUGUACAAAAUACAAACAUGUGAACAGCACUAGUGCAUUUAUUAUGAACCUCAAAGUCUGAAUCAAACUUACUCUGAGUUGUCAUCAGUUUAGUCACACACUGAAGACGUAAAUGAAAGCUUUUUUUAAUUCAUGUUAUCGGAAUAUAUGUUUAUCAUUUAUUUUUGCCAUGUUUGUAUGAACUUUACAGAAAAAUCUGGGAGAUUAUUUAACAUUUUUUUUGUAUGCAAAUAUACAGAUGAGUUGAGUUCUAAACAGCUGCCAACAAAUGAGCACACAGAUGUGUUGAAGAGAAAAGUCUUAUACAACAAUGGCUCGUUCAUCUUUAAUUCUGAAAUUGUGCUAUUAAAAGAUUUCAUUA